UCCAGCAGCAGCCGCGCGUGCGGGGUGAAGAGUCUCUCAAACUUGCGGCCGGGAUUUAAUCAUGAUUCACGAAUCUGCUUGCUAAGAUCCGCGGGUUUUUGUCGUGAAUCGUGCGGAAGGAUGUACCGUCUGUUGUCGCUGGAGCGCGGGCGUCGUAAACGAAGGCUUGAGCUCAGUCUGGCGGGACUCUGUGAGCUCGAGAUGCUCAAGCAGCGGCACGAGACUCUCAUCAGCCGCGCGCUCGCGCUGCACGCACCCGACAGUCUGAACCGGGCGCUCGAGGACUGCAGCCCGCGACGCCCGUCGCAGGACACCUCAUGGAGUCUGAUGAAUCUUCUACAGCAUCAGGUUGGAGAGUUGAGGGUGGAUACAGAAGUCAAUUCAGUGGAGUCAUCUGCUGAUACUGAAGACCACAGAUCAGUGUUGUGUGAACAGAUUGAUGGUCAGUCUUCAGUCUUGGACUCUUCUGGUCUCAGCGAGAUCUCCUCAUGGGCCGCUCAUCCGGUUCAUCUUACAGAGAGAUCCAAGUCUGUUAGUGAUGUAUUUGGUGUCGGUCGUGAAGGGAACAGUGGGGUACGAGCUGUGUUCCCCCGCUCUCUCUCUUCACCUCACCCCACACUAGAGGGCAUCACAGAGGGCAUCGGGGAGGACGAGCUGUGGACCUGGAGGUCCAGUGAGACCACAGAAGAGGAACUCACAUCAGAGGACUACAGACAGACCCAACAUCUGGAAACGUACAUCCUCAGCCUGAUCCAGCGCCGUACACUACCUCUCAGACCCAAUAAGCCCCGCACCAGCCUGGGACCUGAGGCCAGAGGAGUGGUCAGACAGAGCAGUCUGUCCCGUAAAGAGUCGCCCUACAGCCCCGAGCGGCACAAGACCUCCCCCAGUCCUGAUAGACAAGCGUGGACGCGUCACGGCCUGGACGAGGAGCGCUACGGACGGUCGCCUGCCGAGGAGCAACAUGUGCGUUACUCCAAACCUGCACUCGCUGGCAUUCGAUCUACUUCACUGGAUUUUCCAUGCGGAGUUUUGGACCCUAGCAGCAGUGAAACUGAAUCCCCACAACACUUCCAGGGUUACCCGUCACCUCGCUCGCCCUCCUCAGAUGAGCAGCUGGUAAACGGACAGUACAUCCCAGCACAAUCGUGCCACGCUCAAGCGAGAGCCGCGUCUCCCCGGGCGCAUGCCACCCCUAAAUCUACCCGUGGCGCAUACUCCCCCGAGAGGGUCCCUGGUAAGACGAGGGCCACGCCGAAGAAGUGUCGCUUCACAGAAGAGAAGGUCACGUCGAAGAAGCCGAGCCGAAAGGCCUGCCGCUCUCAGUCAGAGAACAGUUUACUGGGCCAGCGGGUUUCAGAGCGAAAAUAUAAUACGGUGGAACGGGACGCAGGCCGAUGCGCUCAGCCCAAAACACGCCGCACGCAAGGCUCUUCCGGUCACCGCCGGUGGCGUUCCACGCUGGAACUGAGUCAAGAUGAAGCCGAACCUCCCCCCGAACAACCGAUCAGGCGCUCCCGCAAACCCAGACCCGCCCCGUCUCCCUGCGUCUCACAGCACCAUCAUCCGCCUCACCUUCGUGCCGAAUACUCUCAGCGCAUCCCUCUGUGUCUCCCGGAGGAGGGAUACUCUCACCCCGUCGCAGGAGAGUCCGAGUCCAGUCUGAGUGAGGCGGAGUCGCCCGGGUCCAGUUCACUCUCCAGUGAUUCGGAUGAGAGCGGAGGUUUAGUUUGGCCACAGCAGCUCCCUCCUCAGCUGUCACCUCCCUCUCCUUCACCCGCUGCUGGAACAUCACUGCAACCCAAAGCAUUUGUUAAGAUCAAAGCAUCGCACGCACUAAAGAAAAAAAUCCUGCGAUUCAGAACCGGAUCUCUCAAAGUUAUGACCACCGUAUGAGCGAGAAGCAUAAACAGCACCAGUUAUAUGAGCUCUGUUUCAAAUACUACCUGUAUUUAAUUUUUUUAUUCUUUUUAUUAUAUGCAACAGAUCAAUCCUUUAUUGGCUUAAUGCUCUAAUUUACCCCAAAAAUUACUAUGCGCUCAUACCAGACACAAAUGAAGAAUAAAUCGCGCGUAGUUGGAUGCUUGAACAUUUUGAGUUAACUCGUGUCAUUUGCGCGGGAAAUUCAGACGUGAAUACACUCAAUUUGCUGGCUUUAGCUAUCUUGUAGUCUCAAUAAAUACAUGUAUUUAUAGCUCAAAUUGAGUAAAGAGCGUUUUUACAACUUACCAGAUUGUUCGACCUCCUCACAACUUUCUUGUUUCUAUAAAAGUACGAGGAUGUGUCGUACAAUUCCGGGGUCCACAUACAGCGACAAAGGUUUUGUGCUUCAUUGAAUCACACCACAGGAUGUCUCUUGCGUCUUUGCAUUGAUUUAACACAUAAAUCACUUGCACUUAACGCAUCAUUCGCGUCUGGUGUGAACGCACCUUUAGACUACAGACAUUUUGUUUUUGCCCAGUUUACUUCAUUUCUCGUUCUGUCAUUUCAUUGGAGCGUCCUGUGGGUUUGACUUAUUCAACAUCAACUUAAGGAUCAUAAACUCCUAACAAACACAGACUGUGGAUGGUCACGGGCGCUCGUAUGAUUAUUCAAAUAUUUAUUUGUUUGUUCCAAUUAUAUGGAGCUGAUUGUUAUUGGCAGGUGCUUUUAAAUAUAUUUUACAAAUUGACAACAUCUUCUGAUGGGUGGAUGUCAGACAACACUGUACACACACACACACACACACACACACACACGCAUGCACACACACAAACACACACACACACACACACACACACACACACACACACGUGUUCAUAAUGAUGUCAUUACUCUAAAUAUCAGUAUAUGUUCCUCAUGAGAGAGUUUGUAUUUAUGACUGUAAUCUGUAAAAAAAGACCCAGGAGCAUUUGUUGUUCUGAAGAUCA
Molecule: messenger RNA, 2909 nt
Organism: Paramisgurnus dabryanus
Lineage: Eukaryota; Metazoa; Chordata; Actinopteri; Cypriniformes; Cobitidae
Gene: dact3a
Product: dishevelled-binding antagonist of beta-catenin 3a
Biological process (GO): negative regulation of canonical Wnt signaling pathway
Cellular component (GO): cytoplasm
Source: RefSeq, a predicted model, not a curated record